This is a messenger RNA of Glarea lozoyensis ATCC 20868, 1119 nucleotides long. RefSeq names its product FAD/NAD(P)-binding protein. Lineage: Eukaryota; Fungi; Ascomycota; Leotiomycetes; Helotiales; Helotiaceae. Gene Ontology annotation, molecular function: electron-transferring-flavoprotein dehydrogenase activity; flavin adenine dinucleotide binding. The coding region runs from base 1 to 1119 and encodes 372 amino acids. Gene Ontology annotation, cellular component: cytoplasm. The record is from RefSeq and is a predicted model, not a curated record. The transcript has 5 exons.
AUGUCGACGAUUGUUAUUCUAGGUGGUUCCUAUGUUGGACUGGCGGUGGCGCAUAGUUUGCUGAAGUAUACGGCGAAAGAUGUCAAGGGGUUGAAGGUUGUGGUUGUCUCGCCGAAUACGCAUUUGUACUGGAAUCUGGCUUCUGUGCGCGCGAUUGUGCCGGGGCAGAUGAAUGAUGAGAAGGUCUUCCAAGAAAUCGCACCCGGCUUCGCAAAAUACCCCUCCGAAUCCUACGAACUCAUCGUCGGAGCCGCCACAGGCGUCGAUCCCACCUCCAAAACCGUCACGAUCAAAACCGCCUCCGGAACCUCAGAGCAGAAAUACACACAUCUGGUCAUCGCCACAGGGAGUCGCAGCGAAGGAAACGUCCCAUGGAAGAGCAAUCUCGAGGGCAGCGAAAAGACAAAAGCCGUGUUGCACGAAUACCAAGAGAAAGUGCGGAAUGCGAAGAAUAUCGUCGUUGCGGGUGCAGGACCAACUGGUGUGGAAACGGCGGCGGAAUUGGCUUUUGAGUACAAAGGGAAGAAGGAGGUUACUUUGGUCACAGCAGGCAAAACAAUCCUCCCCGGCCUCCCCCCCUCCGUAAUCAAAUUCGCAACCAACCAACUCGCCUCCCUCGGCAUCAAAACCAUCUACAGCGCGCGCGUCGAAGCAGAAUUCCCAUCCGGCAACGCCACCGAACUGGCCCUCUCCACCGGUGAGAAAAUGACUACCGAUUUGUAUCUCCCCACGAUUGGUGUGAUUCCGAAUACCGAGUUCUUGCCAAAGAGUAUACUAGGCGGCAGGGGCGAUGUGCAGGUUGAUAGUUUCCUCAAGGUGAAGGGCGUGGAGGGUGUGUGGGCUGCGGGUGAUGUGGUGGAUAUUCAAGCGAAGCAGAUGGCUUUUGCUGCGCUCCAAGCCAAAGCCCUGGCCAAGAACCUCGAUCUCGUGCUCAAGAACCAGCCUCCUGUCAAGUAUUCUACGGAUGGACCGCCUAUGAUUGCUGUUACGCUGGGACGCAGUAAGGGGACGGGUCGCAGGGGCAAUAUGAAGUUCCCUAGUAUUGUGGUUUAUUUCGUCAAAGGCAAAACCCUUUUCACGGAGAAGCUUCCAAAAUAUAUUAGUGGUGCCGAGUUCUAG